This is a messenger RNA of Argiope bruennichi, 2267 nucleotides long. RefSeq names its product dopamine D2-like receptor. Gene Ontology annotation, biological process: adenylate cyclase-activating adrenergic receptor signaling pathway. The transcript has 5 exons. Gene Ontology annotation, molecular function: G protein-coupled receptor activity; dopamine neurotransmitter receptor activity, coupled via Gi/Go. The coding region runs from base 310 to 1770 and encodes 486 amino acids. The record is from RefSeq and is a predicted model, not a curated record. NCBI's taxonomy places the organism in Eukaryota, Metazoa, Arthropoda, Arachnida, Araneae, Araneidae. Gene Ontology annotation, cellular component: membrane.
GUCAUCUUUGUUGAAUGCAUGAUUUCUAAUUUAAAUUGUAUAUCAAAUGAGCUUUGAAAUUGCAUAUAGGAGAUUUAUAAAGAAGCUCAACGCACCUAUUGACCUAUUGGGAAUGUCAGAAACAACAUUUUGAAAAUCGGAAAAAAAUGCUACAGAAAAUUCUAAUCUCAAAUAUAAAUAAAAGGAGUUAAUUUAUAAAUUCAGUGCAACAACUCAAUAAUUGAUGAACAUAUUUCAAACUUCUUCAUUCUAUAAAAUAAAGAAUCUUGUAACAAUAUUUAAAAUAAAAUUUAUAUAACUUGCCAAAAAAUGAAUUUGCAGCUAUUGAAUUCUAGUGAUUUAUAUGACGAUUUAAAUACUUCUGCAUCAAAAUUUGUUGUCUUUGAUAACUUUUCUUCUUGUCAACAAAACAAUUGUUCUCUGAACGACAGCAAUAAUGAAGAAGCAUCAUCCUUUCUGCAAGCGGGCAAAGUAUACUGGGCCCUCAUGAUGAUUCCUCUACCCUUGGUGGCAGUGUUUGGAAACAUUUUGGUGAUUCUAAGCGUCUACAAGGAACGCAAUCUUCAAUCUGCUACUAAUUAUUUUAUUGUGAGUUUGGCAUUUGCGGAUCUUCUUGUGGCUGCUGUUGUGAUGCCGUUUGCAGUAUAUGUACUGGUAAACGUGGAUUGGGAACUGAGUGAUACUUUGUGCGAUUUCUACAUUGCCUUAGAUGUUACUUGCAGCACGGCAUCCAUUUUCAAUCUAGUAGCUAUCAGUGUGGAUAGAUUCAUCGCUGUCACUCAGCCAAUCAAAUAUUCGAAGCACAAAAACAACAAACGAAUCUUCCUAACCAUAAUCUUUGUGUGGUUGGUAUCGGCUGCCAUCGGAUCACCCAUAGUCCUGGGUCUUAACACCUCCCCGGAGCGCCAACCCAACCUCUGUGUCUUCUAUAAUUCCGAUUUCAUCAUCUAUUCCUCCCUCAGUUCAUUCUACAUCCCCUGCCUCGUCAUGGUCUAUCUUUACUACAAGAUUUUCAGGGCCAUACAUGAAAGAGCACGCAAAGCUUUAGGUCAGAAAAUGCCUCAGAGAUCCAGGAAUCCAGAUAACAGGGGACUUGUCAUUGAAAACACAACACGAGCUGACGAAGAACAAACAAAUUCGAAAUCAGACUCUUCCAGGCAAUCUCAGGGCAUAGCUUAUAUCAAGACCCUUUCUCCUCUCAUAGAAGGAGAUGAGGGCAGUCAGAUGUAUCACUCGGAAAACGUCGACGAUGAAGAUGACGACGAGGAAUCACCUACAGCUGAUUGCCAAGUGAUCACUAAUGUGGCAGUGUCGAGCUUUGUAAAUGACAAGUCACCCUCGCCACUGAAUGAUGUCAAGGUCGAAGCUCCCUACUUCAAAGUGAAUGGAUCCACCCUGGAGGAUAAAGAUUUUAAGACAACCGAACAAAAGAAGGCGAAAAAUCGGUUCAAGCUGGUAAAUCCAACGGCAAAAAGUAAGAAGAAGAAGCGGGAGAAAAAUGCCGCGAGGAGAGAGAGGAAAGCAACUAAAACGUUGGCCAUUGUCUUAGGAGUGUUCCUGAUCUGUUGGGUGCCGUUCUUCACUUGCAACAUCCUAGACGCUAUCUGUAUCAAGUUAGAAAGCGACACAUGGCGUCCUGGAGUGACUGUGUUCUUGCUUACGACGUGGCUGGGCUACAUCAAUAGCUGUGUCAAUCCUGUCAUAUAUACAAUCUUUAAUUUAGAAUUUCGAAAGGCAUUCAAGAAAUUGCUGUUGGAACCAUGCAAAUGAAACUCAUGAAAUACUUUCUACUCUUGCUUUCUUUACAAAAUUCUCAAAAUUAUGAAAGACCUUACGUACUGGAUUCCGAUUUCAUUUGAAAUAUGCGGAAACAAAGUAAUUUAUUGACAAACUACCUUAGUUUCUACUGGCGUCAUUUCAAGUGUUAGUGUUGACAAGUAUUAAUACGUUGCUAUUCGUAGUUUCAUAUCACUUUGCAUUCAGCAAGCUUUGUGGAAUAAUAAUGUCCGAACUUCUGUUUUAUUUUUACUACAUCAAUUAACAGUAAAGUUUUGUCUAUUCUUUUCCAAGUUUUAGAAACAACGCCGGAAAAAGAAAGUGUAAUUAUGGAAGGUGGUUUAGAAUUUCAUAUUGAAACUUGGAAACAGAAAAAGUAAAGAGAAAUUAUUUUUGUUGGGAUUAAAAAUAUAUAUCAUAUGUAUGCACAAGAUACCUAGUGAACUGUAGGUAUUGUGGUUUAUUAUUGAUUUUGAAGCAACAUUUCUCUC